AUUAAGUUUACUGAUCAACAACUUUGUUGAUCGUUUAUGUUAAUUUAUCAUAAAACUGCAAAUGUAAACUAUAAAAAAAGAUAAUUUUUUAACCUCGUGUUGACACUCCUGCCUUGAACAUUGGACUACAUUGGACUAAUAACACAGGCGGGAUGACAUACAUAAUAGAACAUAAUAUAUGUAUCAAAAAAGUUGCUGCGUAGAGAAGACAAUGCAGGAUACCACUAAAAAGAAGUAUUUUGAAGUGUUUUAUACAUCUACGAUAAACAGAUUGCAAAGCAAAAUAAAUCCUACAUAGGAAAUUUAUCUUUCGACAUGAUGGAAUUGCAAGAAAAUAGUGCUAAAAGACAAUCGUGCUAUAAAUUUUGGCAGAGUGUACCAGAACGCAUAUCCAGGGGGGUGGAACAUUUUUUUUAUCGGCUUGGAGUAAAUAUUGCGCAAAGUCCACUGAAAUGGAUGCUUGGAUGUUUUGUGAUAAUACUACUCUGUAUCUUAGGAUUAUUUCGCUUUCGACAGGAGAAGAAUCCUGUAAAGCUUUGGGUUCCUCCGGAUAGUGAUUUUGUGUCAGAGACGGACUGGCUAAUGUCGCAUUAUGAAGAAGCUUUAAGGAUUGAAACAUUUAUUUUAACUGGUGAUAAUAUCUUAGAACAGAAAGCACUCAUUAAGUUAAAUGAAAUAACUAAACAAAUAAUGAAGCUCUCUACUCAAACACAAAAUCAGAACAUUUCUUGGACAAAUGUUUGUAUGAAAAUUCCUACUAUUUCUGGUCAAAUGUAUAGAAUGAAAAGAGAAAGCUCUCACAUAGAAGAUAAUUUUUUUGAUGAUGAUUUUGUUUCGAAAAGCAAUAAAUCUUCGUUUGAGCCUGCUGUUCAUGUUAAUCCUGACUUAUAUUGUAGUAUACUUGAAAGUUUACCUAAGGCUUGUGUUAUGUUAAGUAUUUUAGAUAUAUGGAAUUUUAAUAGCGCAGAAAUUGAGAAAGAUUCUAUAGACAAAAUCAUCACAAAAAUAAAUACAAUAAAAGUCAGCCCCACAUUGGGUCAUCCUAUAGACUUCAGUGAGCUUUUGGGAGGCGUAACUCUAGAUGAGAAUGGUUGGAUUAUAGCUGCAACAGCAGUAAGGACCGAUUUCAUGGUUCACGUUAAUUUUCGCAAUGUGGAUAUGGAUAAAAUUGGAAAUGCUGCAGGAACUGCUGAUUGGGCAACACCGGAUGUAUUAGAGUGGGAGUUAGCUUUUUUGAAAAAAAUGGAAAAGUUUUCAAACAACUUGAAAAUCGAGGAAAAUAAGAAUAAUUCUUUGGUGCUUUAUUAUCAAACUGGCAGAAGCUACGGCGACAUUACUGCAACGACCAUAUUUCAAGAUAUUGAUAAAUUGGCUGUGGGAAUUAUAUUAAUGUUUUUAUAUGUUUUGACAAUUUUGUCAAAUCAUAAUUGGGUAGAAUGGCGGUUCUGUCUCACUAGCACUGGCAUUUUAUGCGUGGGCGGUGCGUUUAUACUCGCGAUAGGAUUAUGCUCUCUAAUCGGAAUUCCAUAUGGCCCGAUACACACAUCUCUACCGUUUUUACUCUUGGGUCUUGGGAUAGAUGAUAUUUUUGUAUUUCAUGCAUCUUGGAAUCAGAUACACACUGACGAAUCGAAUUUGGAAAAAUCACUAACGGAAAGAAUUGGACUUGCAUUAGGCCAUGCCGGUUCGGCUAUUACUGUUACUUCGUUUACCGAUGUCGUGGCAUUUAUCAUUGGUGCUUCCACGAUAUUACCAUCGCUUCAAUCGUUUUGCAUCUAUGCCGCGGUGGGCGUAUUUGUAACAUUUUUAUUACAAAUUACAUUUUUUAUUGGCUGCUUUACCUUGGACGCUAAAAGAAUAGAACGGAAACGAAACGGAAUGUUACCAUGUAUUGUGCAUGAAAAUUUCACACCCAAACCAUUGGAUCCAAGCAGAGCUCUCUCUUGGAAAUUUAUAAACGCUUUAUAUUCCCGCGUAAUAUUGACUGCACCUGGGAAAAUUAUUGUAAUAAUAAUUACGCUUAUAGCAAUGUCUAUAGGUAUCGUGGGUUCACUUCAGUUGGAACAAUGGUUCGAUCCAAGCUGGUUGUUGCCCAAAGGAUCACAUUUAGAACAAUAUAUAGCCAUCACUAAAGACACAUUUCCUAAACAAGGAUUUGAGGCCUUUGUUAUUAUGAGAGACAAUGUCAAUUACUCUUCUGAGUUUCCUAAGAUAAUAUCUUUAACAGAACGCUUAAAGAAUACAUCUUUUGUACAAAGUAUGGACCCAUGGCCGACUCAAUUUGCGACAUUCGUGUCGACGCAUUUUAACACAGAUUUGACGACCACGGAGAUCACAGACGACGAUUUUCAUAGUUACCUGUCGAAAUUUCUGUUCAGUCGCAAUGGUGGCAAAUAUCAGAGAAAUUUCAUUUUCAAUGAGAAGCUUAAAUGCGGUAGGAAAGCUCCGAAAAUUCUGAUAGCGACCAUUGACUUCCAGUUUCUGCGAUUCAAGGGGCCUCACGAGUGGAUUCCAGCAAUGGAUGACAGUAAACGCUUUGCGAGCGAGGCCGAAAUUCAUGGACAUGUGUCGGUGUGGUCCAAAGUAUUCCCACCCUGGAUAACCGACAAGUUAAUUGCCCAGGAAGUGUUGCGAAAUCUUAUAUUGGCACUAAUUUGCGUCAUGGGUACCACAGCGAUUCUCAUCGCCGAGAUGCAGACCUGCUGUUGGAUUUUAUUCUGUGUACUUCUCACGCUGCUAAACGUUUGCGGCUUCAUGUAUUUUUGGGGAUUGACGAUAGACGUGGUGUCCUGUAUUGGUCUCGAGCUAGCUGUCGGUUUGAGCGUGGAUUAUGCUGCACACGUCGCGCACGCCUUCCUGAAUGCCGAAUCGCAAGAGGAUGACGAUAAUGCUCGUACAACGCGAGCUCUAAUCGCGGUCAGGCACAUCGGUGCGGCAGUUGCAUACGGCGCAGGUUCGACGUUGCUCGCCGUUUCGAUGCUGGCCUUCUCGACGUCCUACAUAUUCAUGGCCUUCUUUCGGAUAUUCUCCUUGGUAAUCCUGUUUGGACUUUGGCACGGGUUGAUCCUGUUACCGGUCGUGCUAAGCACCAUCGGACCGCGAAGUUUGCGCGUGAUGCAGCGGCCGCAACCGAUGUCGGAAAAAGCCGUUGUUACUGACAAUGAAGAUUGAAGUGGAGAUACGGAUAGUUUGUUCACGCACCCUCUUUAUCAAUAAUAUUUAUUUUUGGUUCAAUAAACAUACAAAAUUAUUACACUA
Molecule: messenger RNA, 3258 nt
Organism: Linepithema humile (Argentine ant)
Lineage: Eukaryota; Metazoa; Arthropoda; Insecta; Hymenoptera; Formicidae
Source: RefSeq, a predicted model, not a curated record